This is a messenger RNA of Caenorhabditis briggsae, 225 nucleotides long. The record is from RefSeq and is a predicted model, not a curated record. The transcript has a single exon. Lineage: Eukaryota; Metazoa; Nematoda; Chromadorea; Rhabditida; Rhabditidae. Bases 1 to 225 code for a protein of 74 amino acids.
AUGCAAAAUGUGGAGAAGAUCCAAACAACAAUCGACAUGUACAAAAAACUGGCGGAUCGUUAUGGCUACGAGAACAGAAACUUGAAGAAUGUAAUCAAGGAGAAGGACGAGGAGAAUCUGAAGCUGCAUACAGAAAUCCAAGAGUUGAAGAAUGCUUUAGCUGAAGAAAAAGUGAGAAGAAGUCAAAGAGACAAGAAUGACGACGACUGGGAAGUGCUAAGAUAA